GCAGCCUAAUAAUUCCAGCAAAUACAAAGCUUAUUCGUGUCACCUUCUUGUACCAAUCAAUCCACUUACAUACCAUCGUCUUGGAGUCAUUUCUUUCUUUUUAAAAUCCGCGCUCACAGUCAGAAAUAUCUCGUUACCCUCAGCCUACUGCGCGCUCUCCACACAUUUCUCAGCAACAAUGGAGCGCUUUUGCCUCUUUUCUCUCCUCAUCUGCAUCCUCCUCUCAUCUACCUUCGCCGCCACCGUAUCACCCGAUGAGGUCGAGGAUCCUUUGAUUCGUCAAGUCGUGCCGGACGCUGAGGAUCACCUGCUGAACGCUGAGCACCACUUCACUACUUUCAAGGCUAGUUUUGGGAAAAACUAUGCCACGCAGGAGGAGCACGACUACCGUUUCAAAGUGUUCAAGGCUAAUCUCCGACGAGCGCGGAAGCACCAGAUGAUGGAUCCUACUGCAGUCCAUGGGGUCACGAAGUUCUCGGACUUGACGCCACGCGAGUUCCGCCGUCAGUACCUUGGCUUGAAGAGGCUCCGAUUGCCGGCCGAUGCUCAUGAGGCACCGAUUCUUCCGACUAACGAUCUUCCGACCGAUUUUGACUGGCGUGAUAAGGGUGCGGUCACAAACGUCAAGGACCAGGGAUCGUGUGGAUCUUGUUGGUCAUUUAGUGCCACCGGGGCUCUUGAAGGAGCUCACUUCUUAUCAACGGGGAAGCUGGUGAGCUUGAGUGAGCAGCAGCUUGUGGAUUGCGACCAUGAGUGCGAUCCAGAAGAAUAUGGUGCCUGUGAUUCAGGCUGCAAUGGAGGGUUGAUGACUUCUGCUUUUGAGUACACCCUCAAGGCUGGUGGACUGGAACGCGAGGAGGAUUAUCCUUACACUGGGACUGAUCGUGGAUCCUGCAAGUUUGACAGGAGCAAAAUUGCUGCAUCUGUAUCUAACUUCAGUGUUAUUUCUAUUGAUGAAGAUCAAAUUGCUGCAAAUUUGGUGAAUCAUGGUCCACUUGCAGUGGGGAUCAACGCAAUGUUUAUGCAGACAUACAUAGGAGGAGUUUCUUGCCCAUACAUUUGCUCAAAGCGUCAGGAUCAUGGGGUGCUUCUUGUGGGUUAUGGAGCUGCAGGCUAUGCUCCUAUUCGGUUUAAGGAAAAGCCUUUCUGGAUUAUCAAGAACUCCUGGGGAGAAAAUUGGGGAGAGAAUGGGUAUUACAAAAUCUGCCGGGGUCGCAACAUUUGUGGAGUGGACGCCAUGGUCUCUUCUGUUGCUGCUAUUCAUGCCACUUCUCAGUAAAUUAUGCAUUUAGUGUGUAUAUCCAUUGUGAUGUAUAUUGUCAUAAUAUCUUUUUCCUUUAGAAAUAUCUAAAACUGUCAAUAUGUGGUUGCUAUUUGUAAUAUUCUCAUCAUGGGGACUUUAUUUACGGUUGACUGUGCCACCAAUGAAUAUUUCUCCUAGAUAAGGGGCCUAUAUAAUUUAUUUGUACAUAAUCUUGUUGCAA
Messenger RNA from Manihot esculenta (cassava), 1484 nucleotides. Its product is annotated as probable cysteine protease RD19C. NCBI's taxonomy places the organism in Eukaryota, Viridiplantae, Streptophyta, Magnoliopsida, Malpighiales, Euphorbiaceae. The transcript is spliced from 4 exons. The coding region runs from base 179 to 1279 and encodes 366 amino acids. Gene Ontology annotation, molecular function: cysteine-type endopeptidase activity. The record is from RefSeq and is a predicted model, not a curated record. Gene Ontology annotation, cellular component: lysosome.